Molecule: messenger RNA, 2502 nt
Organism: Aureobasidium subglaciale EXF-2481
Lineage: Eukaryota; Fungi; Ascomycota; Dothideomycetes; Dothideales; Saccotheciaceae
Exons: 1
Coding region: 211-2313 (700 amino acids)
Biological process (GO): rRNA processing
Cellular component (GO): small-subunit processome; Mpp10 complex; sno(s)RNA-containing ribonucleoprotein complex
Source: RefSeq, a predicted model, not a curated record
AUUCGUAGUCAAGCGCCUUGCCAUUGGGCCACGCACCCGUUUUUGUUUAAGAGACAUCUCUGCUACAAUAUAUUUUUGCGGAUCACGAGCAUGACGGCGAUAAGCUUGGCGAUCGGCGUUAUCCCCGACACAGCAAGACAUUUUUCCUUCGGCUUCAUCUUUUGCGCCUGCCUGUAGCAAGCAGAUAUCGAAUAGAGUCAACUGCCAAACAUGGCCACCACACUCGUCAAAUCGCUCACCUCUGAGCCGCACACAUUUCUGCAACCGCCAACAACAUUACACACAUCGUCGCUCGAUUUUCUGAAGAAGACACUCGACCCGAUCGCCAAAAACAUCGCCGAGACACAACAACAGCGCUUGCAAGAGGCCCGCAAGAAGAGAAAGCGUGGACAACAUAACGAUGAUGAGGAGAUUUUGCGCUUGAGGAAGGUCCACGUUGACGGAUUCGCUGUCGACCAGGUCUGGGAACAAGCAAGGCGCAUCAUCGACGCAGCGAGGAAAGAGGCCCAGCGCAACUUUGAUGAGCUUGCCGAGAAGUAUGCUAUCGACGAGUCAGAGGAAGAGAGUGAGGGCGAGGACGGUGAAGGAGUCUCAGAGGAUGGCGAGAGCGAAAUUGGCGAAGAGGGGAUCGACUACGAAGUCGAGGGUGAGGAUGUAGACGGUGAAGACGAGGAAGAUGAGGAUAUGGAAGUUGAUGGCGAAGUCGAUGACUACGAGGAGUCAGACAUCGAAACCGACGGGGACGUCGAGAUGGGCAGUGAAGGCGAGUCCGAGGCAGAAAGCGAAGAAGCAGCCGAAUACGUGCCCGACCCGCACGGCCUGAACGACGGCUUCUUCUCCAUCGACGACUUCAACAAACAAUCAGAGUUCCUCGAACAAGCAGAUGCCCGCGGAGACAACGAUUUUGAAGACGACGAUGAGGAGGGCGUCGACUGGGGCUCCAAUCCUCUAGGUGCUAGUGCUACCAUCUCGAAGGGGGCUCAGAACGACGACGCAUCAGACGACGAGGACGGUCCCACAUUCGGCAACGUCGACUUGAACGCUCCGGAAGGCUUCAGCGACAACGAGGAAGAGGUUGAGGAAGGUGAGAUGGACGGUAUGGGCUCUUUGUCAAACACAAACGAGGUCAAGUACGCAGACUUCUUCGCCCCGCCUGCCAAAAAGGUCCGCCCAAACAAGAGGGGACGUCCCAACCCCCACAACUUCCCUGCGAAGCAACCUUCACCUAGUGGAGCCGAUGAGCCUGCAGAGAACGAAGAAGAGAUGGAACGUACCAUGGAGAAGGUCCAUCGUGACUUGUUCGACGAUGUAUCAGAUGAGGAGGAGGAUGAGGAGAAUCUUGAUCCUGCCGACCCUCGCUCUCGCCGUUCAGCGCACGAGCGCCGCCAGACUGCCCUCACAGAAGAGAUCCGACGCUUGGAAGCCGCAAACGUUGCUAAGAGAGACUGGACUCUCUCUGGUGAGGCUCGUGCUGCUGACCGUCCCAUCAACUCUCUACUCGAAGAAGACCUCGAGUUCGAGCGUGUCGGUAAGCCCGUACCAGUCAUCACUGCCGAGAUCAGUGAGAGUCUGGAAGAGCUCAUCAAGCGUCGCAUUCUGUCAGAGGACUUCCAAGACAUCAUCCGCCGUCGUCCUGAUGACCUGGCUACUGGUAGCUCAAGCAGACGCGGGCGUCUUGACUUUGAGCUCGAUGACAGCAAGAGCAAGAAAUCCCUUGCCGAAAUGUACGAGGAGGAACAUCUCAAGGCUACGGACCCCAACUACGUCGAUGCAAAGGAUGAGAAGACACAGAAGGAGCAAAAGGAGAUCGAUGCCUUAUGGUGCGAUAUCAGCAACAAGCUCGACAGCCUCAGCUCCUGGCACUUCAAGCCCAAGGGUCCCGCUACACAACUCGACAUUCGUGUUGACGCACCAGUCGUUCGUCUCGAAGAUGCUCGUCCCACCGCCGGAGCAGAAGCCGCCACUGCCUCGCAACUCGCACCGCAAGAGAUCUACAAGGCAGGCGAGGCGGCCGAGAAGGCAGAGGCCGAGCUUGCUACUCGUGGCGGUCUGGUCGUCAACCGCGAGGAGAUGAGCAGAGAAGACCGCAAGCGUCGCCGCAGACGUGACAAGGAGCGCGAGAAGAAGUCACUCGCCAACAUCGACCCCAACAAGAAGGAGAGCAAAAAGUCAAGGGAGAGAAGGGGCAUCAUCAGCGACCUCAAGAAGGGUGGUGUCAAGGUCAUUGGCAACAAGGGACAGCUUACGGAUGUUUCUGGUGCUGCUGUCAAGGAUGCCCAGGCUCCUUCUGCUGGUGGUUCUUACAAGUUGUAAGAUGCUUGUCGCAUAUGUCUAUAUUUCAUCCCUGUUUCACCUGUUCAAUACCACAUUUUCAUUAUUUUCCAACACAGUAUUCUUCGAUCGCUAUAGGUCAGUGUCAUGCGCGUCGAUGUUGACAUGACCUGUUAUGCCGAGAUCUCAUUUGCGACUGAGAGUUGUCCAAGUAAGCUUUGCGACCUAUCU